GGUCCCCGGCGGCGUGGUGGCCAACCGCCAACAGGUGAUGGAGCGCGCGCGGAGCCCCUACCUGCUGCGCGAGGACCUCAUCAUCGACAAGACCGGCGAGCUCAUCAUCGAGCCCGGCGUGGAGGUCCGCUUCGCCCCCAUGACGGGCAUCACCGUGCACGGCGUCCUCACGGCUAGGGGCACCCCCGACGAGCGCAUCCUCCUGACGAGCCAGCAGCAGCCCGGCGCGGGCGCGGAGAACCCCGAGGUGCCGCCCCUGCGGCUCGUCGACGGCCCCUCCAUCCUGGCCGGACGCAUGCAGAUCUUCCACCGCGGCCAGUGGCGCUCCGUCUGCACCAACUCGCGCAAUUGGACUCGGGCUGACUUGGAAACUGCUUGCCGCCACCUGGGUUUCCAUGGAGGAUCAUGGUGGAGUUGGGUAGACAGACAGCCUGGAGUGAAGCCACGACUUCUGUGGGAGGAACCCAGAUGUCGUGGAACAGAGACGGAACUGAUGCAGUGCGACUGGAACUCUCGACAGUUGGGCUCUGGUGUUUGUGAUUAUCAUCCUGACUUGGGAAUCCAGUGCAGUCCAUUUCAUGUGUCAUCUCAAAAUGUGGUGCAUCAUUGGAGAGGGCUUCGGUUCGACAGAGCAUCACAUGAGAGAAUGUUGACACAAAGGAACACAUUGUACAUAAAAACAUCGCUCUCAGAGCUGGCUAAUGUUGAAAUAAGAUACGCUGGUGUGGGACGGGAUUACAAUGCCACCUCAGCAAUUGAUGUCAUUGGAGUUCCUCCUAAAAUGAUAGCUGUUGCAGUAACACACUCUGCUUACAAUGGCGUUAAUAUCACUAUGCCCUCUGCUCCAAUAGUGAUGAAGAAUUGUACUCUGCGCAACAACAGAGGAUAUGGUGUUUUCAUGAACAGCAGCUCAGGUCUUGCUCACAUUGAAAACUCCCUCAUUAUGGAGAAUGGUGGUGAUGGAAUAAGGUACAUCCAUCAUGACCUCCCAGAAAAUGCUCGUUUUGACCGAUCGGAAAUAUUUGACUUUUGUACUUUCCCAACGACUGCGAGUCAAACAUUCCCCAUCACCAUAUCUGUGGAACAGGGGCAUUAUUCACCAGCGGAAAAGGAUUGCUCUAAGUAUUUCUUCACCCGCCCUGGUCAUGUCCUGACACUUCACUUUUUACAAGUAAGAACCGACAGGAAUGAAAGUGCCAAAAUAGAAGUUUACGACGGAGCAAAUGCAAAUGAUGAGCUACUUGCAACAAUCGUAAUACGGAAUGGAACCAAGCCUCAGAGUAUUACAACAACAAGACACAAUGUUUAUGUUCGGUUUAGAGCUCAGCCAAAGACCCAACUUGUUGGCUUUCUUCAAAUAACUUCAGGCUACAGAAAAUCAUAUGAUCUCAAUGUUACUGGCACAACUAUAGCCGAUAAUAAUGGACGUGGUAUCGCUGCUGAGAACCUGCGCUCACAGAUUCAUGUUCACCAAUCAUCUGUUUCAAACAAUAACCAUGUGGCAGGUGUUCAUGUGCUUGGUGGUGCAGCAGAUGUUAACAUCACAGAUUCACGCAUUGCUUUCAACAUGGGUGAUGGUGUCAACAUCAGUUACACUGGAGGUAGUCGGAAUAUUAGCUAUUCAUGGCUAUCCUCAAACAAAGGAUAUGGUAUGGCAGUUUGGUUGAAUGAUUCAAAAUACAUGGACCAUGUUGCCUUCCACCAAGAAACAGUCAUUGCAUACUCGGAAAUAUACAAGAAUUUGGAUACUGGAAUUUUAGUUGGAAACUUCUGUGGACCAUCUUUUGUGAACAUUACUGGUAACGGAUUCAAUAACAGUCUCAACACUGCCUUGGAAAUUUUAUCCUGCUGGAAAGCAAAUGUCUCUAUUCCCACCAAGCUUCAAAUUGGACAUAAUACAUUUGUACAAAACAAAAGAUUGGGUAUAAAAAUGAAACCAGUGCUGAACAUGAAGGGAAAAAUUGAAUAUAACCACUUUACUGAGCAUGCUUAUGGAGGAUUGCUCAUACGGAAUCCGAGAAUCGAGGGGGAGGAGCACCAAGAGCUGUUGCCUGUCAGCCUCACAGUUCAGUACAAUGACUUCUCCAACAACAAAGGUGUCUUUGCAGUGAGCCUGGGUCUCAACCAGUAUGCCGAAAAGGGUACUCAGUAUCUGCUGUUCACACGGAACUUUGUAAGAUACAACAGAAUACAUGAGCCAUAUGAAACAGGGAUUGGGGAAUCCUUAAGAUUGAUUCCUCGAAGCAGAGUUGCAGCGCCGGUUGUUGUGUCAUCCUCCAAUGUAGAUAUUUUCAGGAAUAUCAUUGAAAAUCAUGAGUCUCAAUACGAGGUUGGUUCUCACUUAGAGGACCAGAGCCAAGUUAUAAACUGCACCUAUAACUGGCUGGGUAAUGCAGGAGAGGACAAAAUAUUCAUGAGACUUUUCCACAGGAAGGAUCGUUACAAUUUGGCUAAAAUUGAGUACCUGCCAUUUUUACUUCAUAGUAGUAAUCCUGGAGCAACAAUUAUUUCUGUGAAUCCAACUUUUGUUCCCCAAUUUCAUGCCCAGGGCUCUAGUAAAGUUGGUGGGGAAGUGGAUGGCCAAGAGACUUUGAGAGCUGGCGAAUACUUGGUUGAGCGAGACAUUAAUGUGAGACCUGGUGGCAAGUUAGUUCUUCAGCCAGGAGUUACGCUUCGGUUCCCACCUUCGGUCGGUAUGAUGGUGGCUGGCAAGCUGGAGGCCAGAGGAAAGGGGCCAAAUGACAUUCGCUUGACUCUGCGAGAGGAACGCAUUGACAUGCCAGAAAAUGACACAGAUCCCACCCUUCUUAUUCCCGAAGAGAAUAGAGCACCAGUUCGUCUUUUAGGGGGACGCACCAACCGUGAGGGCCGUUUGCAGGUACGAAUUGAUGGAGCUUGGGGCACUGUUUGUAAUUAUGGAUGGACAAGACUUGACGCUGCCUUGGUGUGCCACCAACUUGGCUUGGUUUUGAAUCCUGACGACUGGUUUUUGGAGAGGAGUGAAAUACCUCAAGCAGGCACCACAGAAAACAUUCUACUCAGCAAUGUGAGAUGUGAUGAUGAUGACACAGACAUAACUCAGUGUCGUGCUGAGAGACCAGAUGAAUUUGAAUUCUCAUGCAGUCAUGAAAAUGAUGUUGGUAUACGCUGCUAUGACACUUCAUGGGCAGGUAUACGCUUGGGGGUGGUUGCAGAAAGAGCUGAUCUACAAUUUAUCACAGUAGAAAAGGCUGGUCUUCUGGACUAUACCACAAAUGCAUUCAAACCUGCUCUCCAGAUUGACUUUGCUCGGCAUGCCUUGGAAAGUGUGCGCAUUGUGGACAACUUACAAGAUGGACUUGGCAUCAUCUACUCUGAUCUUUACACAUCAGGUGGUGUGAAUACUGUAAGGAACUGCGAGUUCAGCAACAACAGAGGAAGUGGAGUCAGUCUGAAGCAGCUAGGCCUCAAAAUAUAUGGAUCUACAAUGGAAAACAACAAGCAAGCCGGUAUUCGGCACAACCCAGCUUUGUCAGGUGUGCAACAGCGUGAACUUGCUGGCUGGUUCAAACCUCCAACGGAUUUGAACACGCAAUAUGCUCCAUAUAGCCCACUGUAUGUCCCUCAUACAUUUUCAAACAUUGAGUUGGACGACUGGGAGACUCGCCACCUCAUUACUCAAAGAGUCACUACUGACCCAAUCAAGAGAUCAUUUUUCAUCAAGUGUAAGCCAGGCUUUGUUAUUGGCGUUCAGCUCUUGAAUCCAAUUCACAAUCGCAGCACUGAGGAGAUUAUUGUGCGAGAUGCUCACAGCCAAAGUGGCAUUGCCCUUGCCGCUGCCUGGAAUGUGAAGCGAGAUUUGACAAUCUUCCCUGCAGCUAGCAGCUCUUAUGGAAUAAUCAUUGAAUAUAACAGUGGAGUCGAUGCUCUGGGAGGCUGUGUCCUAGUUUUAUCCUCAGUGCAGGUUCCAUUGCCUGAUCCUCGUCUGCGUUUGGUGCGAGGCCCAGUUCCCACCCUCACAGUCACCAACUCACGUAUUCGAGGCAAUCGCCGUGGCCUGUGGGCUUCUUACUACAACAGAUACCUCACUGAGCACGAAGACAACUUCCUUCGUAAAGCCAAUGAAAGUAUUCAACUGCUUGGGUGUGACAUUUCACACAAUCAAGAGGAUGCUCUGCAUAUUCAUUCUCCAUUCUGGGACAUCCAUAAAUCCAACCUUUCUGAAAUUACCAUUGUAAUCAACAGCUCUCUCAUUGUGGAUAAUGGUAGAGGCAUUUAUCAGUUUAGCAGGGAUAUGAGGAGCUCCAACAAUUUGUUCCAUUGGAUUUUGUUUGACAAUUCAAUUGAACGCAAUAAUGGUGGAGGCUUUGAUGUUUCCUUGCCUUAUGUUUGGCAGUACAAUGAAAAUUACACUCACACUUUCUUCCUCUCAAACAACACUUGGAGAGAUAAUAGAAACUUUGCCUUUGUCAUUGAUGGCCAUUUUGCUGCAUUGAAUCUCACCAAAAAUAUAUUUGACUCCAAUCAGUGUAAAACAGGCCUUAUCUCAGUUAGAGGAAUGGAGAAAAGAAUGAAUAUUUACAGAAAUCGCAUUGAGCGUAAUACUGGAGCCUACAUGGUUGAGUUCAGGGCCGACAGUCAGUCUGAAAUCAUGGGCAACGUUGAUGCUUACAUGAUUGAAAACGAACUGCGGCACAAUCGGGACAAUGCUCCCCUUCAGAGAGGAUACUUCCAGGUAUAUCGAUCUCCAAGCUGUGUUGUUGGAUUCCAUGGAAUUCAGAAGGUCAGAGUACGCCGCAAUCUCUUUUCCAACAAUGAAUUAGACUACGUGUUGGUUGCUGGGGUUCGCACAGCCCAGCUGGCUAGCACUGUUGAUGUAUCUGAAAAUUGGUGGGGUACUCCUGAUGCUCAUCUCAUCCGACAACGUAUCUUUGAUUUUGAUGACUGGAAUAACCAUGCUCAGGCAGAGUUCAGGCCAUACCUUCUACAAGACAAUUUUGAUGCCUCACUCUCGGUAUCAUUUGAACAACCAGUAAUUGUUGAUACAAACAAUUUGGGUGGCAGAUACAAGGAUUCCCUGCGGCUUUUCUAUCGACCAGAGCCUUAUCGAGUUUACUCUGACAUCACCAUUCUCCCUGAUGCUGUAAUGACCAUUGACCCUGGUGUUAUAAUGGAAUUUGCACCCAACGUAGGAAUCCUUGUACUUGGCACAUUGCGUGCUCAAGGAAGAAGGGGCCUCGAAAUUGUUAUGAAACCACUCCAAAUUCGAGCUCAUAAUAAUGGUCCGGCAGGGGCACAGCCUGGCACUCCGGUUGCUGAAAUUCCAUCAAACCAUUUGGUCAAGAAACGAGCUGUAGAAUACCCUUAUGUGGCAAGUGGACACUUUUCAGACUCUAUUCGUCUCUGCACUGGUCGAAACUGUACUCAACAGACCAAUGAAGGAUUUUUGGAAUACUACAAUCGCACCACUUUACAGUGGGUCCCAAUGUGCGAUGAUCGAUUUACUGAGCGAAACGCUCAGGUGGUCUGCCGAGAACUUGGUUUCGACUCACUCAAUGUGUUUGUAAACCAUGGCCAGCGAGUUGAGUUCCAUUACAAUUCCUUGUCUAGAAUUUGGUCAUGGCCAGAGCCUCUACAAUGCAAGGGUGAUGAAAGUAAACUUGAAGACUGUGCAAUAAGGCUAAAUGGGCAAUUAUAUGGUCACAGACAUCGAUGCGAAUGGGAUAGCCCAUUUGUUUUUAUUCAUUGUGGAAAGCGCAACUUAUACGGCACCAUGGACUAUUGGGGAGGUGUUAGAUUUGCAAAUGCUGAAUUUGAGCAAAACCUCUAUGAGCAUAGGAUCCAUGAUGUUGUUACUCAUGAAACAACUAGAAGAUCUGAGUCAUUCAUGGAAAAUGUAAAAAUUAUUGGAGCUGGUAUUUUGCAUAAUGAAAAGAGCCCUGCCAUACAAGCUGUUGUAAGAUCUCCAACAGUUAUGAGUGUCAACAUUUCAAGAUGUGCAUCUCAUGGUAUUAACAUGAUAUCCCCAGCCGAAACUGUUCGCCUUCUUUUCAAUAGGAUUGAGGAUACAUUGGGGGUUGGUAUAAAUGCAAUUUCCCUAACUGGUGAAGGCAGGGAGUCAGAAAGUUCUUUCAAUCCUUUGAGAGAUAUAAAUCUUCCCUACCAUGUCUUCAGUCUUAUUGACAUUUGUGAUCCAACAAAAGUUAUUACAAUUGAGGAGCGAGUUCUUGUGUACUACAAAUAUGAUAACCAUGCUGUCAACUGUGUCAAAAUCUUCAACAGUGUGUAUCAUGUCAAACCAUUUGGCUUCAGGCUUCUCCAAUUCAACUUGUUCAAUACUUCUUCUCACCCUGGCCGCCCAGACAGCAUCACACUGUAUGAUGGAGACAUCUACAACAUCUCUGCCAGUGUUCUGGCUACCAUCGAAGUCGGUGGGGGAAUGGAAAGAAAGCUGUUCAGGACUCAAGGGCCGAAGCUCAGCCUCAAAUUGUUUGCCAAUGGUGGGAGCCAAAUCCAUGGUUUUAUAGCUGAAAUUGUUACUCUUCCAAUUUCAGCAAUUGGUUUCAACAGAGAUGUGCAGCACAAUAUUUCGUUCUCAGCAAUGAUUGCCAAUCAGAGAGGUGCUGUUAGCUAUAUUAGUGCUGGAGAAGUAAACCCAGCUGUGACCCUUGAGUGGAAUCAGAUCCGAGGAAAUGGAAACAAGCUUUAUGGAAAUUUCACAAGUGCUGAAGCAGCUGUCAUGAUGGAUGUUCAAAAUACUCAGAAUAUAUUCUUCAGGAAUAAUUUGGUAGAGGGUAACACUGGAGGACUUUGGAUUCGAUCAGACUCAGGUGGUUCUGCCACUGCUUUGAAGGGCUGGGUUCACAACAACCUCUUCACUGACAAUGCUCAUCGACCAGCUUUGUAUGUCGAGGGAAGACAAAGCUCUCCUUACCAAGAAGUUACCAUUUACCGAAACUACUUCACACGGAAUUACUCUCCAUACAACAAUGUCAUUGUGCUGAAACAGGUUGUGUCUAAUUUCACUUACAACUACCUGCAUCGGAAUUGGGGUGGCCAUAUUUUGGAAGUUUCUGGCUUUGAGAAAGUGCGAUUACCCAUUUACCAGACCACCUCUCACAAUGGGUUCUACUUCAACUAUGCUAUGGACCGAGAAUCACGGGGAACCAUUGUCGCAGGAACUGCUGGCCAACAUUAUGUUGACAAUGUGUUAUUUGAUCCAGAUAAUGAUUAUGAAAUUGUCACAGUAAACCGGUCACGUGCUGGCAUUUACAGAAGUCUAGAUGUGUGGAAAACUCCCAUUGAUGCCAAGCACAACUGGUGGGGAUACAAUGAAAGUUUGGCAGUGUUGGGCCGCAUCAAGGAUCGCGCUGAUGAUCCAGACCUUCUGGAAGUGGACUUCCGCCCCUACCAUAUGAACAAUCGAACAGUGCUAAGUGGGAAAUGUCCGCCAGGCUGGGCUCUUGUUGGAGACACAUGUUACAUAUACAUUGGAGCCCCAAUGACUUUCCACGAUGCCCGCAAUUUCUGUCGGUCUGAUAAUGCCUCCAUGCCCUAUGUUAUGAGCAACUAUGUGCAACUGUACCACUUCCUACAACGUCAACAACAGGGCUUCCAGCUGCGUCAUCAUGUCUGGGUUCAAAAUAUUGAUCGCAUUAACCAAUGCACAGCGUUUGCGUAUCAAACAGUGGAAGUCGAUCAUUGUGAGCGUUUGAAUCCGUUUGUCUGUGAAAUGGAUCCUGGAGUCCAUAUUGACCCAUUAAGUUGGCGUGAGGAUGUUGUUACAAUAGCAGUGCUUGGCGUAGUAGGUGCUGCAUUGGUUUUAGUGGCCCUAGCAGCAGGAUUUUGGUUUACUAAAUCUCGCAGAAGGCAAGAGGAGCGUUUUCAAAGGAGGAACUCAAUACGUCAGUCCCUGCAUUCUGUUAGAUCUCUAGGCUCAGUCCAUGGCACAACUUUCUCUGAAUUGGGUUAUCGUCGUAAAGAACCUUUCACGGGAGCACACAACAGCCAACGCUCAAGCCCUACACUGACUAAAGGCUCAGAUUAUAAGAAAAUGAAUGGAAGUCUGGAUUCAAUGGAUAAAUCACAGUUUAAUUCAUCUGUAGAGGACACCCAAAGCUUUGACAUUUAUGAAACGCACAAUCCACAGGCAGCAGCCAUGAGUAGUAUUCCGCUGUUACAGACCACUGAUGCUCGUGGAGGCUACGCAUACCAAACACCAUCUGAUUUCCGACCAACUGGGGAAGUGGUCAAUCCUGCUUUUGACCUUUCGUUUAGGAAUGAAGGGUUCCGUGAUAAUUCUACCUUUGCAUCACGGGACAACAGCUUAUGGCAAUCUACUGCAGGUAGUGAAUUAGGAGGUGGCCAGAGUCCCAGUGAAGGAGCCGACUACCUCACCAAUGCUUCCACUCUUCCACUCAACACAAGUUUUGCAAUGACUGACUCUACUUUGGGAGUAGAUGUUGCUGUAACUCCCGCCUAUAGUAGUGAAGCAACUUACCGGCCCACUGACACCCCAGAUCCAUAUUAUGAUCAUAGAGAACGUCUUAGAGAAGUCUCAGAGUCCUACUUCGACCCCAAGGGGUCUCCCAAGAACUUCUAUAGCACAGCAAAGCCAACACCUGAGCCGUUCUACCAAUCUACAAGUGGCUCAUCAGAACCAAUGUAUAACCUGCAGGAGAGACCCAAGAGCUCACACAUGGUGCUUGAAAGCAAUUUGGAUAUUGCUGCAAAUGAGAAUGGUCUUCCCACUCCCCCUCACCCCCCAUCAAGAUCUAAAAGUGAGGUUUUGCUGGAGACCAACUUUGAUGUCUAUGUACCACCCAGUUCGAAACCAUCAAAUACCAGUGCUAUGACUCCUGCUAGCCGAAGCAAGAGCCAACCUCUUGAGACGGCCAUGUGAUGAGAGAUCUUGAGAUUUAGAUCUUGUGGGUAGUCAUACCACUAUUUGUAGUUUGGUACCAAACAGUCACCCCAGCGUUUUAAAGAUGGUACUGGAAUUGGUUUGUCCUUUUAUGACACCAAUUCUUUGAUUCUGUGAUCUUUCCAAUCAUCUUUGAUUUUUAUUCAAAUGACAUUUAUAUUAUAGCUUUAAAUUUCCUCUUGACUAUGACGGCAAAAAUGUCCAUUGCUGGAGACACUUUUGGAGAUAUGAUCUUUCUUAGUUUCCAAAGUCUUUAUGAUGGAGCUUUUUACUGUAGCUCCAAAAUGUAAGUUAUUGUAAUGCCAUCCAUUUUGUGUCCUUGCAGGAUACUCUUGUGAUCUCAAACAACUCAUAUUAGUUAUAUUUUUAUAAUGUUUUGUACAUUUAUGUAAUUUUUAUUAAGUUAGACCUUUGUCUUUUUCAUGUCUUUUAUUUUAAGUGUUUUUAAGAGUUUGCAGUCCCUACUGUGUCUGAUGUCCCUUGGAAGAUGGCAGGUAGACAUCCCAUUAGUUGUAAGAAUUAGAAUACUCAGUUCUGAUUGAACCACCAAGCCCAUUGAUGUGAGUUCAUGCUACGGUCUUAGGUUUCAUUUACUUUCAGCGAAAUGAUGAGACCAGUUAAAUAUGAAUCAUUUAAUCUUGUGUAUGUAUAAGUUAAGGUACAUAUGCUAGUCUUAUGGCAACUUUUUGUUUACAAACAUUUUGUGUAAAAUGCAAGAGUAGGAAUCUUCAAAGUAGCAAGUGCUUUAGACAUUUUUAUUGUAUGGGAGUCAUGACUGUUGAACUCCAACUGAUUCUACAUCAGACCAUGCAUCGUCUCAAGACUCACAUCUUUUUCUCUCAACCUCUGCGUUCUCUGCACUAUUACCUUAUUAUAGAGUUACCUCUACAAAAUAAUGUGAAGCACCUACAUAUUGAGGAUGAGUUUACUGUGAUUUGAUUGCAUUAAGCUGAUAGCACAGAUCGUCCAUUAUCAGUAAGUCUAACAAAUUAUGUGCUCAUAUCUUGACCUAAUGAAAUUGAAAAACUGAGAGGUCUUCCCUAACUGUUUAAUCGAGUGUUACUGCCAGAGCUUCUAUCAGUCAUGUACAACAGUAGCUCAUAAGCUGUAAAUAAAUGAUGGUCACUGCCAAUUUGAACACUUGAAGGUGCACAUUUUUUAGUCUGAUUUGUAAUGUUAAUUGAAUUUAAGCCCAAUUAAAUGUGACGUUUUAUAUGACAAACAUUCCCUUUGAGAUGAGCAAUGUGUUCUCCACAGAACUGAAGUCAUAUGCAUGUUUUGAUUAUUAUUUGAAUAGCACUUGAUAUUUAACUGUUUACCUCAUGUAAGCGAAGGAAAGAAAAAACAAACACUGUGAUAUUAUCAAAACUAUAUAAUUAUGUUCAAAUUAAAUGAAUAAAAAAAAAUCCUGAAAUGAA
Messenger RNA from Thrips palmi, 10320 nucleotides. It is a transcript of the gene bark, whose product is annotated as protein bark beetle. The record is from RefSeq and is a predicted model, not a curated record. NCBI's taxonomy places the organism in Eukaryota, Metazoa, Arthropoda, Insecta, Thysanoptera, Thripidae. The transcript has 38 exons. Gene Ontology annotation, cellular component: membrane. The coding region runs from base 38 to 8881 and encodes 2947 amino acids.